This is a messenger RNA of Oncorhynchus keta (chum salmon), 6977 nucleotides long. RefSeq names its product TBC1 domain family, member 2B (gene tbc1d2b). NCBI's taxonomy places the organism in Eukaryota, Metazoa, Chordata, Actinopteri, Salmoniformes, Salmonidae. Bases 175 to 3120 code for a protein of 981 amino acids. The transcript has 16 exons. The record is from RefSeq and is a predicted model, not a curated record.
UGCUGAAUGAUCCCACCUAAUUUUGUCUCCUUCCUGGACUGGACUGCCUUCCAUUUUUUAAGACAUAUAUUUUUGUUGUUAGAGCGGCCACUUGAGUGUCUGGUCAGUAUAAUGGAUCAUCUGUGACCGUGCGUCCGCUCUGGUGCAAGCCAAGACGAAGAAAGUUGGGGAAAGAUGCACGAAGAGGAUGGCGGAGAGGAGAACUCUUCACGAGACCUACGGGUUCUGGCCUCCAAUUCGGUGGACGCAGGCGAACCCGAAUCACUGAAGGACCCGGUCGCGAAACUAUGCGGUUAUUUGACUAAACUCGCUGGAAAAGGGCCGCUGCGGGGGUUUAAACUCCGCUGGUUUGUGUACGACGAGAGGAAAUGUUAUUUGUAUUACUUCAAGACUCCCCAAGACGCCUUGCCGCUGGGACACAUAACGAUAGGCGAAGCCAGCUUCAGCUAUGAUGUGGAGGGGGAUGAGGGGCAGUUUGAGAUUCGCACCGCGGGGAAGGAGUUUGUACUCAAGGCCCCUAACCGCCAGGUGAUGCAGUACUGGCUCCAGCAGCUGCAGCAGAAGCGUUGGGAGUUCAGUAACACCAGAGGGUCUGGACAGAGGGACAGCUGGAGUUCUCCUACCCCUCACACUGGCCUGGUGGCCAAAGAUACAGAUGUCUUUGUGUUUGAGAAGCCCAGUCACAGUGACAGCAUGGAGAGGGUACGCAGCGACUUUGCUAUGGAAACAGACAAGGACGGACUGGUGGGUGUCCAAUCAGUACGAGGCCCCUCCCACCACCCCCCCAAUCCCCUCAACUUCUCCAGCAAGCUGGGCCACUGGAGCUCAGAGAUCAGGAACUCCAUGUCAGGUCUGCGUGUGGGUCGAGGAGGAGGAGAGAACAGACGCUCUGUCUUCUACACUGGGAGCAGUGGUGAUGAGUGGGAGAUGUUAGACGCUCCCUCAACCAAGGACAUCAACCCGGACCACAAACAUCCCACCCAGCCUCAGACUGACUCACACAGACACUCCAUUGGUUCUCCAUUCACAUUUGACUUCGGGCGGAGCAGCAGUUCCUCGUUGCGGCCCAAGCGGCCCACUCUGCGGGACAUAAUGGGUUCAGGGAGGUUAGGACGCAGCACAGAGAGCUCUUCCCCCUCUUCUCAGACCACGCCCCCAGUGGAGUGUAACGGCAGCAGGACCAAUGAGCUGCAGCUCCGCCUCCAGAGCCAGGAACAGGAACUGACACGCCUCCACGAGGAGAACAACAACCUGACUGAGGAGUUAACCUCCCAGAAGGAGCUGGUCAGACUGCUUCAGCAGACCUUGAGGAGCACCCAGAGGGAGAUGCGACCAGCGCCAGUAUUAACUCCAGUACCUGCCUCACCUCCAGCCCCAGGGUUCCCAAAGUCGGACCUAGCCCAGAUGGAAGCCCUCCUCCUGGACAGGGAUGGUCAGGUCCAGGCCCUGUGUUGCCAGAUGGAGCGUCUAGCCCUGGAGAAGGAGAGUCUACAGAGGGAGCUGAAAGGACUGAAGGUCAAGGUUGGGGAGAUCAAUGAGCAGCUGAGCAUGCUGAUGGAGACCAUCCAGGCCAAAGAUGAGGUCAUCAUUAAACUGUCCCAGACACCCCCCCAGGGAGCAGACGGGACCACCCCCCUGCUGCAGGACUGCAGCUCAGCUCCACCCCCCGCCAGCCAGCAACAGGAGAUAAACAAUCUUAAGGACAGUGUUCAAGGCUAUAAAUCCCAGAACAAGUUCCUGAAUAAGGAGAUCCUGGAGCUGACUAUUCUACUAAGGAACGCUGAGGCCAGGGAGCGAUCUCUGGAGGUUAAGUAUGUGGCGUUGGAGGCUAAAGUGUGUCAGGUUGAGAGUAAGUACCUGGUGCUGCUUCAAGACCUGAAGAACCCAGUGUGUUCCUCUUCAGAACAGAGUCCUGCCAGGGAGGUCAUCUCUAGACUGUUGGAGGAUGCACUGAACAACACUGACCCUACGGGACACGCCGUCUUUAAGCCACACCCUGUCAGUGAGUACGAUGUGUUCGGCUUCAAAACAGUUCCAGAGGAGGAUGAUGAAGAGGAGAAGCUGGUAGCCAAGGUGAGGGCUCUGGACCUGUGCUCCCUCUCCCUAACAGACCCUGAGGUGUCAGUGGGGGUGAAGUGGGAGAACUAUCUCUCCUCUACUAUGAACAGAGACAUGGUGCACUGCCCCGAACUCAAAGCCCUUAUGAGGAGCGGGGUGCCACAUGUCCAUCGCUCCAAGGUGUGGCGCUGGUGCGUGUCCUACCACACCAGGAAGUUCCGUGACAGCCUGGCUCCAAACUACUACGAGACCUUACUGGGUGUGGCCAGAGACAAGCCUAAUCCCGCCUCCAAACAGAUAGAGCUUGACCUGCUGAGGACCUUACCUAACAACAAACACUACUCCUCCCCCGGCGCCGACGGAAUACAGAAACUACGUAAUGUCCUGCUAGCCUUCUCCUGGAGGAACCCUGACAUAGGAUACUGCCAGGGACUCAACAGGCUGGCAGCCAUAGCUCUGCUGUACCUGGACCAAGAGGAUGCUUUCUGGUGUCUCAUCACUAUCGUGGAGGUCUUCAUGCCCCAGGACUACUACACCAAGACCCUGCUGGGAUCACAGGUGGACCAGCGUGUUUUUAAGGACCUGCUGAGUGAGAAGCUGCCCAGACUCCACGCCCACUUUGACCUCUACAAGGUUGACUCCUCCCUCAUUACCUUCAACUGGUUUCUGGUCCUCUUCGUAGACUCAGUGAACUCUGACCUCCUCUUCAAGAUCUGGGAUGCCUUCCUGUACGAGGGACCCAAGAUCAUCUUCCGCUUCGCCCUCGCUCUCUUCAAGUACAAGGAGGAAGAGUUUCUGAAGCUUCAGGACUCCAUGGCCAUCUUCAAGUACCUCCGCUAUUUCACCAUAACUAUCCUGGACUGGAGGAAGUUGAUGAGCAUAGCGUUUGUGGACAUGAAUCCGUUCCCCCUGAGACAGAUCCUUAACCGCAGGACCUUCCAUCUGGAGAAGGUUAGACUAGAGCUGACAGAGCUUGAGGCCAUCAGACAAACCUUCCUCAGAGAGAGAGACACACACACCGACGCAGGCGCGCUGUGUAGCGACGAUGAGGAGGACAACUAGCCAAUCACGGCCCAGGCCAACUAGGACAUCAGUAGAGAGACUGACCACGGCCCCCGACGCACGCAUGCAAACUUUGUAGCGACAACUAGCACACAGCCUGUCAGGGUGCAGUGCCUGCAGACUCCAGCCAAUCAGGGCUCUCGCCUGGCUAUCCCGCCCACCUUCAGACCAAACAGACGCUGUCAUGAGUAAUGACCCACCAUGAUGACCAGUGAUAUAUCCACAUACUCCCCACUCUCUGCUACGCUAGACCUGUCACCUCCAUGUUCUCCACAUGCUGAACCCUGUGGCUUGGACCUGUCACCUCCAUGUUCUCCACAUGCUGAACCCUGUGGCUUGGACCUGUCACCUCCAUGUUCUCCACAUGCUGAACCCUGUGGCUUGGACCUGUCACCUCCAUGUUCUCCACAUGCUGAACCCUGUGGCUUGGACCUGUCAUCUCCAUGUUCUCCACAUGCUGAACCCUGUGGCUUGGACCUGUCACCUCCAUGUUCUCCACAUGCUGAACCCUGUGGCUUGGACCUGUCACCUCCAUGUUCUCCACAUGCUGAACCCUGUGGCUUGGACCUGUUCACCUCCAUGUUCUCCACAUGCUGAACCCUGUGGCUUGGACCUGUCACCUCCAUGUUCUCCACAUGCUGAACCCUGUGGCUUGGACCUGUCACCUCCAUGUUCUCCACAUGCUGAACCCUGUGGCUUGUUGUGGAUCAAAACACUCUUGGCCAAAUGUUUUUUUCAAUUACUUCCAAUCUUUUGUAAACGUGUUAAUCUGUUUGUUGUGGCUGAGGGACAUUGAGCUGAGAGGUUGACAUGACAACCACAGUGUUAUUCUGUCCCACAGCCAUACUGCUGUGAUUGCAGAGCUGGAUCAUGCCAAUCUAAAUCAGUAUUUUUAUAAUAAAUCAUUGUGCUCUUUUGGAGAGGAGGGACUGAUUUGUAUUCGUAGAUAACCUGACAGCUAUAACCCUCUCAAAGUAUAGGUAGGUGUGUUUUUUGUUUCCAGAUUGGUUUUGUAGGAGACUAUGCUGCUGCAGUAUACUAUACAGUACCCAGCAGGCCUUGUUGGUAGCCCCUGUCUGUCUACGAAGCACUUGAACCACUUUUACCAAAACGUCUAUUGAUUGACGCUUUACUGAGAAACCUUGGACCAAUAAUAGUCCAUCAUUCCAGACUCCAGUACAUUUCCAGAAAUGCUGUCCCUCCCCUUCCCGUUGAACGAAGGAUGAGGAACAGAGGCAGAACCCGGAUUCACCUCAACCCAGUCACAGGGCAGGAGUUAUUGUACUCUGCACAGCUUCAAGUCCCUCUGCGGUAACAUACUGUCAUCACCAUCACGUGGUGUUAAUAAGGGGACAUUUUAUGAGGGAAUCUACUAGUCACCUGUCUUUCUCUUCCUGUUUACAUUUUCCCUUGACUUUUUCUUCACUUAUUUUUGUGCUUUCCAGACCCAUCAAAUGUUGUUUCUUUGAUAUUUGUUCUGAAAUGUUUCAGCACAUCUACACUGAAUAGACCGAACAUUAGGAACCAGUUUCUAAUAUUGAGUUGCACCCCCACCCCCCUCUUUGCCCUCAGAACAGCCUCACGUGGUUGGGGCAUGGACUCUACAAGGUGCCGAAAGCUUUCCACAGGGAUGCUGGCCCAUGUUGACUCUUAAUGCUUCCCACAGUUGUGUCAAGUUGGCUGGAUGUCCUUUAGGUGGUGGACCAUUCCGGAUACACACAGGAAACUGUUGAGUGUGAAAAACCCAUCAGUGUUGCAGUUCUUGACACAAACUGGUGUGCCUGGCACCUACUACCAUACCCCGUUCAAAGGCACUUAAAUAUUUUGUCUCUCCUAUUGACCCUCUGAAUGGCACACAGACACAAUCCAUGUCUCAAUUGUCUCAAGGCUUAAAAAUUAUUCUUUAACCUGUCUCCUCCCCUUCAUCUACACUGAUUGAAGUGGAUUUAACAAGUGACAUCAAUUAGUGAUCAUAGCUUUCACCUGGAUUGUCUGUCAUGGAAAGAUCAGGUGUUCUUAAUGUUUUGUCCACUCAGUGAAUGUUUCCACUUAAUUUAGUAUUAGAUUAUUGAGUGGCCAACUAUAUCGAAUGUGACUUUAAAAAAAAAAUACAAAUGAAGAAUUGUGGUGUCGCGCAAUGCCAUAUAAACAAUGAAAUGUUGUCUUAUAGUUGUACUGUGAGUGGUGUGUUUUCUCUGAGAGCUGGUCUCUCUACGAACCUUCUGAUGUCGAGUUGAGUGCUGUACCCAUCCAUCAUGUUACCAUGGUUUCACUUACCUAUAUAGGUUUAUUGUUUGACAGGAUUGCACCCAGCAUUAAAAACACAAGUUAUACUCACUUUACCUUCACACACUUCCUGUUGACCAAUCACUUUAACUUCACACACUUCCUGUUGACCAAUCACUUUAACUUCACACACUUCCUGUUGACCAAUCACUUUACCUCCAUACCAUACCCUUCCUGUCGACCAAUCACUUUACCUCCACACCCUUCCUGUUGACCAAUCACUUUACCUCCAUACCCUUCCUGUCGACCAAUCACUUUACCUCCAUACCCUUCCUGUUGACCAAUCACUUUAACUUCACACACUUCCUGUUGACCAAUCACUUUACCUCCAUACCAUACCCUUCCUGUCGACCAAUCACUUUACCUCCACACCCUUCCUGUUGACCAAUCACUUUACCUCCAUACCCUUCCUGUCGACCAAUCACUUUACCUCCAUACCAUACCCUUCCUGUCGACCAAUCACUUUACCUCCACACCCUUCCUGUCGACCAAUCACUUUACCUCCAUACCAUACCCUUCCUGUCGACCAAUCACUUUACCUCCACACCCUUCCUGUUGGCCAAUCACUUUACCUCCAUACCCUUCCUGUUGACCAAUCACUUUACCUCCAUACCCUUCCUGUUGACCAAUCACUUUACCUCCACACCCUUCCUGUCGACCAAUCACUUUACCUCCAUACCAUACCCUUCCUGUCGACCAAUCACUUUACCUCCAUACCCUUCCUGUUGACCACUCACUUUACCUCCAUACCAUACCCUUCCUGUCGACCAAUCACUUUACCUCCACACCCUUCCUGUCGACCAAUCACUUUACCUCCAUACCCUUCCUGUCGACCAAUCACUUUACCUCCAUACCCUUCCUGUCGACCAAUCACUUUACCUCCAUACCCUUCCUGUUGACCAAUCACUUUACCUCCAUACCCUUCCUGUUGACCAAUCACUUUACCUUCACACCAUACCCUUCCUGUUGACCAAUCACUUUACCUCCACACCCUUCCUGGCGACCAAUCACUUUACCUCCACACCCUUCCUGUUGACCAAUCACUUUACCUCCAUACCCUUCCUGUUGACCAAUCACUUUACCUCCAUACCCUUCCUGUUGACCAAUCACUUUACCUCCACACCCUUCCUGUUGACCAAUCACUUUACCUCCAUACCAUACCCUUCCUGUCGACCAAUCACUUUUUGUAUUUGUUCCAAUGUUAAUUUCUUUGAUCAAGUAUUGUAUCACCUUGUAUCUCAGCUGGUUUCUUUCUGUAUUCCAUAAGCUAUCCCACUCCCUUGUUAUUGCUGUUGUAAGGAUGGAGGUGUGUCUGACCCUGUGCAUGACCACUCCUCAAUCCUAACACUCUUUUUAAAGCAACACCUCUACACAAUCAUCUAGUGCCAUUUGCAACCUUCCACAAAACCGUCAGGACACUUUCUCUUGUAUCUAUGGAUAUUGAAUAUCAUUUCCACAGAAUUCUUAUUCAACUGAUCGUGACCGAAAUGGCCCGCUAUGAACACAAAUAAAUAUUUUAUGAGUUGUAUGAUCAUCAUCACCUAAUAAACAUUGUUAUAGCUUACCGUGCA